AUGUAUCACGAUAUAUGGCCCUCUGGCUAUUUUUCCGUCGAAAUUUACAUUCGCCCACAGAACCAGCUGCUCAAUUCACAUCCUCACCUCGGUGUUGACGGUACACCAACCUCCGCAUUUGUCUUCAAAACAAACAGACCACAUAACACGAGAUCCAAUAAAAGAAGUGCCACGGUUGAUAGGCUGUUCGAACACAUAAGAAGAAAUGGAUUGGAAUCUAUGCGCCGUUACAUUCCCCUUUGUUGGAAUAAGACCUAG
Messenger RNA from Colletotrichum truncatum, 258 nucleotides. Lineage: Eukaryota; Fungi; Ascomycota; Sordariomycetes; Glomerellales; Glomerellaceae. The record is from RefSeq and is a predicted model, not a curated record.